GCUUAGUUAGUGGAAUGAUCUCUGCUCGUUUUCAUCUUCACAGAGAAUAUAAUGUCUGUGUCGUGGCCCCAUGAUUGUUUCGUUAAUUACAUGUCCCCUCUUCCGGGGCUCGUGCAGGUAUUUUUCAUUUACCUGUUCAAUUCCGUAUAUUGCUGGCCACGGAUGAAAAAUGAGGAGAAUUUUGCCCUUUCUUGGAUAUCUGUGUAUAUUUCUAUAUACAGCAUGGGCACAAAAAUUAUGCGGAUCCAGCUUCAUGAAUACUUCACAGAUGUGUGUUUCUGGACAUAUUUCCGGUGACAGUGUCAUGUUUGAUUUUGCUCCAUUCGAAUCCGCCGGGACGCCAUCUUGUAGCUGCACUAUUUACAUCGUCGCCGGAAGUCGCUUGGAGUUUAAUUACGUCUACUCCCCGGGAUAUUACGGAUGUGGUUCCGCUAUUACAAUAAGUCACCAGACGACGUCCACCAUCCAGUGUCUGCAGGGCGCAGAAUCACUGUCCGUGACGCCUGGAGAUUCCGUCACGGUUCAAAUAACCCGGGAAAGGGAUGCGUUUGAUUCCAAAUACUGCUAUUUGCUGCGUGCUUAUCAGAUGAAUGAUCUUGACAGAGUUCCUGGUUCCAUGAUAGUAGUGUGCAGCCAGCCACAGCAAUCUUCUACCACAUCUGUCACCACCAAUAUCACCACCAUCACCACACCUAACAACCAACUAAGUACCACAAACGCUACCAUUACCAGCACUAAUGCUGUCAGUUCAACACAGGCGUACAUUUCUACCACUGAAUUGAAUUCACUUCCUCUGACAAGUGUCAGUGAAUUCGCCAGCACAGUAUUUAUCACUGGGUCAGCGACGACGGUAAACAACGACACUGUGACGGUCAGACAGGAAACGGAACACUCGGAGAACCGUGGCCUCGCCCAUUUUCCCUGGGAGAUAAUUACACCACUAAGUAUCAUUAUCUUCAUCCUCAUUGUCGUCGCUAUCAUCAUCUUCAAGGUCAGAAGAAGGCGGUACCUUAAGUCCACGUACAAACCAGCAGAAACAAGGACCACAAGUUGGGCCUUCAACCAGCCCUCGCUGAGUGUAACCACCCCCAAGACACCCCAAAGCUUGAAGCCACGAAUUGAGAAAACAGAUAGUGGUGUGUAUUCAACGUUAGGAGAAAACGACAAACGUUCCACGGAAUCAGUUCACAAAGCGGUGGAGAAAUACUACAAAGAAGUGAGUAUAGACGAAGCCAUUGUAAAAUCCGAGGCCCGGAAACUACGACGACAAGAAGAGGCGAAGGAGGAGGAAGAGGAACAGGGCUUGGAUAAUGCGGGGUUUGUGGGAGAUGAAACAAUUCACGAGAAUUCUUCGCAGAAUAUAUCGUCUGCUGGGUCCUCGCAGAGUGACAUCACUACCUUUAUCAGUAAAAUCUGCGCGACGGAUACAGAGAACCAGAACUUUUUCCUGGAUUAUAAGGACAGAGACGCGAGUAAGGAGGAUACAUCUGUGAAAGUUGUGAAUGAAGAGGUACUGUCCUCACCUUGUGUUGUGAACGAACAAACUUCAUUUGUGUCAGAGAAACAAGAAACCCCGACGUCACUUCCUAUAGACACGGGGUAUGUCAUCAUUGACGUGUUAGCUGAUAUUUAGCUAAAUAACGCUUUGUAUGCUAAUAUUUAGCUAUGAUAUCAUAUAUACUCAAAUAUUCUUUGGAAUUCUGACAAGUGUGGAAAAAAAAUCCUCAAUUUAACUACAUAAUUGCACUAGUAAUCAACUUUGAAAGAAAAAGUUUGACAUACAUUAUCAACGAUGAUCUUAUGUGAUUUAAUAUAUAUUGCAUCGAAAUCAUAUAAACUCUAAAUGAAAUAAAUAAGAAAGAUAA
Molecule: messenger RNA, 1865 nt
Organism: Magallana angulata
Lineage: Eukaryota; Metazoa; Mollusca; Bivalvia; Ostreida; Ostreidae
Exons: 6
Coding region: 170-1633 (487 amino acids)
Source: RefSeq, a predicted model, not a curated record